UUAUAUACUUGGCGUAAUCUUUUUCUUUUUUUUUUAAAAAGAGUUUUGGUAGGAUAAACUAUAUAUAGAAAGUUUAAGUAUCUAUUAGACACGACAGUCAUGCCUAAUUUGCAUUUCUUGGACUAUAUAAGCGCUUGAAGGCUGCUAGCAAAUCAUAAACGUAAAAUAAAUACAACUUAAGCUUCAAUAAACAUUAAGAGAUGAAACUAUCAUUUCUAUCAUUGGCUUUUGCCUUAAUCUUUGUUAUGGCAAUUAUGCACGCACCUGAAGUGGAAGCAAAGGCCGAACCUGACGCAGUUGGAAACCCAUUAGCCCAGGGUAAGCCUAGUUGUUCUAUAAUUAAAGCAUAUUCUAUAGCAGAAUUAUUUUUAUAUAUAAACGGAAUAACUUUUCUUCAGUGGGAUUUUAAGGAAUUUACGAAAUGUGUACUCGGCAUGAUAAAUAAAAUAAAGCUGCAUUUUUCGUGGAAUGAAAUUUAGAUGAAACAGUCAAAAAACUGGGAAAAGCUUACAAUAAAAUGUGACAUUACA
This is a messenger RNA of Wasmannia auropunctata (little fire ant), 530 nucleotides long. RefSeq names its product pilosulin-4-like. The record is from RefSeq and is a predicted model, not a curated record. The transcript is spliced from 2 exons. Bases 201 to 479 code for a protein of 92 amino acids. NCBI's taxonomy places the organism in Eukaryota, Metazoa, Arthropoda, Insecta, Hymenoptera, Formicidae.